AGCAGCCGCCGCAGCUUCUCUAAGCUGGUGCAACUAGGACCAGCUUGCGGGACAGAAUCCGGCCAAGACAUGCUUGGGCUUACACAGCAUGCUCAGAAAGUUUGGAGAAUGAAGCCCUUCAGUCCUGAGGUUUCCCCAGGCUCAUCCCCUGCCACCGCAGGCCACCUGCUUCGCAUCUCUACUCUCUUCCUGACUUUGCUCGAGUUGGCCCAAGUCUGCAGAGGUUCCGUGGUAUCCAACCGGCCAUUCAUCACUGUUUGGAAUGGAGACACUCAUUGGUGCCUGACGGAGUAUGGAGUGGAUGUGGAUGUCAGUGUCUUCGAUGUGGUUGCCAACAAGGAGCAGAGUUUCCAAGGCUCUAACAUGACAAUUUUCUACAGAGAGGAAUUGGGCACCUACCCCUACUAUACACCCACAGGGGAACCCGUAUUUGGUGGUCUGCCCCAGAAUGCCAGCCUGGUUACCCACCUUGCUCACACAUUCCAGGACAUCAAGGCUGCCAUGCCUGAACCUGACUUCUCAGGACUGGCAGUCAUUGAUUGGGAGGCUUGGCGCCCACGGUGGGCCUUCAACUGGGACAGCAAGGACAUUUAUCGGCAGCGCUCAAUGGAACUGGUCCAGGCAGAGCACCCUGAUUGGCCAGAAACUUUAGUGGAGGCAGCAGCCAAAAACCAGUUCCAGGAAGCUGCAGAGGCCUGGAUGGCAGGCACCCUCCAACUGGGGCAGGUACUGCGUCCCCGUGGCCUCUGGGGCUACUAUGGCUUCCCUGACUGCUACAACAACGACUUUCUAAGUCUCAACUACACAGGCCAGUGCCCAGUAUUCGUCCGUGAUCAGAACGACCAGCUAGGGUGGUUGUGGAACCAGAGCUAUGCCCUUUACCCCAGUAUUUAUUUGCCUGCAGCACUGAUGGGCACAGAGAAGUCACAGAUGUACGUUCGACACCGUGUGCAAGAGGCGCUCCGUGUGGCUAUAGUUUCCAGAGACCCCCAUGUGCCCGUAAUGCCCUACGUCCAGAUCUUCUAUGAAAUGACAGAUUAUCUUCUGCCCCUGGAGGAACUGGAGCACAGCCUGGGGGAGAGUGCAGCCCAGGGAGUGGCAGGAGCAGUGCUCUGGCUAAGCUCAGACAAAACAAGUACCAAGGAAUCAUGCCAGGCCAUUAAAGCAUACAUGGAUUCCACACUUGGGCCCUUCAUCGUGAACGUGACCAGUGCAGCUCUUUUGUGCAGCGAAGCUCUGUGUUCCGGCCAUGGUCGCUGUGUCCGCCAUCCAAGUUAUCCUGAGGCUCUCCUCACCCUCAACCCUGCCAGUUUCUCCAUUGAGCUAACACAUGAUGGCAGGCCCCCGAGCCUCAAGGGUACCCUCUCACUUAAGGACCGGGCGCAGAUGGCUAUGAAAUUCAGGUGCCGAUGCUACCGUGGAUGGAGAGGCAAGUGGUGUGACAAGCGGGGUAUGUGAUGAUUAGCUGCACCCAACUGCACACACUGAACACCUGACAUACCCAGGGCCUACCUAGGACUUCCUCAAAUACAGUCACAUGCCCAUAAGUCACAGGAGUACACUCCACCACUGACAUGGCCACAGGCACAUAGGCACAGUCACGGGAAUAGUCACAUAGUGAAUCAGAGUUUAGGACAGGCACUAUCCAUUCUGAGCCUAGAAGGACCUAAUUGUCAGCAGGAUCACAGGCAGUUCCUCCAGAAUCUAUGAGUCAGCAGACACAAAAGCUGGCAUUUGCCAUAUGUCAGCUCUGUGCCAAGCCCUAUGCUAAUAAGCAAGCACUAGAAGUGGGCUAACUCAUUCAGUCUUUGCAAUGGACAUGCAGGGAAGCUGAGCCUUUUUCAUUCACUUACCUCACACAAGCUACCCAGCCACUGAGGGUUGCCCAGCAAGAAGAGACAAGCAAGGCCAGGCAUGGAUGAUGCACACCUUAGAUCCCAGUACUUGGGAGGCAAGGCCAGCCUGGUCUACAUAUUGAGCUCCAGGACAGCCAGGACUACACAGAGAGACACUGUUGGCGCAUGCCUUUAAUCCCAGCACUUGGGAGGCAGAGGCAGGCCAAUUUCUGAGUUUGAGGCCAGCCUCGUCUACAGAGUGAGUUCCAGGACAGCCAGGGCUACACAGAGAAACCCUGUCUCAAAAACAAAAAAAACAAACAAAAAAAACCAAACAAACAAAAAACAAAACAAAACAACCAACCAACCAGGAGAGAUGCAUUUUGAAAUCUAGGCUAUCUAGCUCCAAAGAUAGAACCUUGCACACCUACUGCAUGCUGAUGGUACCCUCAGAGGGCUGGGGAAACACAAGCAUCACUCUAUAGGAUCCCUGAAUCUGCUCAGAGUACUAGCAUCACUCAACCCGGCAAACAAAGCUGUCUUAUAUUACUUAGCUGUUUAAUUAGCUCCUAAAAUAGGCAGGUCUCAGAACCCAGAAGGCACUGGAAAGGCUCUAUACUUUCAUCCAAUUGUGUUGUCUGAAGACGACUGCUUUCCAUGAUCAGGAGGAAGUUCCACCUGAUCAGGCCAUUUCCACCAACCCACGAGGACUGGAGACCCUACAAGAGCGGAAACAAAGUGAAACUCUCAUUUCUUUGAGCCUGGAGCUAGGAGAGGGGCAGGCGGAGCUGAACACAGGCAAGCUGCUAGAAGCCGGCUAGAGCCAAGAGGAGGCGGAGCCAACGAAAGGAAACUACGGGCCUAGUUGCCAGUCACCACCGGAAGGGAAGAAGCCAGGGACAGAAUGGGCCUACAGGAGUUCUGUUGUGACGCUCAGAACCAGGGGCGGGGUGUCUAGGUAGGGACGUUCCGGGCGGGCACUGAGAACUUAGGAGGAGGUGCUCUGUCUCCUGCGAAGACUGCAGUGAGUCCUCCGUACUGCUGGGACCAGCGUAGGCAGACCGAGGAGUUGGAGCCAGAGACAGCGAGUUACCCGACCGAGCGCAGGCAGGACGUGGAUCAUCCCGGAAUUCGGCUUUAACAUGUCAGUAUCACCCUCA
Mus musculus (house mouse) is the source of this 2995-nucleotide messenger RNA. It is a transcript of the gene Hyal1, whose product is annotated as hyaluronoglucosaminidase 1. The transcript has 4 exons. Gene Ontology annotation, biological process: cellular response to platelet-derived growth factor stimulus; cellular response to UV-B; positive regulation of hyaluranon cable assembly. The record is from RefSeq and is marked validated. The coding region runs from base 109 to 1458 and encodes 449 amino acids. Lineage: Eukaryota; Metazoa; Chordata; Mammalia; Rodentia; Muridae. Gene Ontology annotation, molecular function: hyalurononglucosaminidase activity. Gene Ontology annotation, cellular component: extracellular region; cytoplasmic vesicle; lysosome.